This is a messenger RNA of Diversispora eburnea, 321 nucleotides long. The record is from the annotation of a GenBank genome assembly. NCBI's taxonomy places the organism in Eukaryota, Fungi, Glomeromycota, Glomeromycetes, Diversisporales, Diversisporaceae.
AUGUCUCUUAAAGACCUCAAGAUAAAGACUGGAGUUGUUAAACGGCUUUUCAAAGAAGAAAAAUCGUAUCAUAAAGAAGUUUCGGAACAAAAAAAACGUAUUGAAAAAAUCACAAUAGGAGGUGCUGAUAAAUAUGAUAUUGCUAAGCAGAAUGAAGUUUUAGACGAGUCACAGCAAAUGAUUCAUGAAGUUAAGAAUCGCCUUAGAGAAGCCCAUAAAGUAUUGCAGGAUUUAGUUAAUAAGCAAGAUCCAUCAUGGGUUGGAACUGAAGAAUUGAAGCAAGCAGAAGAUAUUUUGAAAGAAGUUGAAUCGGAACUUUAA